GUAGGUACAAUUUUAGCCUUUUGCAUUUAACCUGCAGUAAAUAGAUACUCAAUUUUGAGUUCCCUUACAAUUUUUGCAUAAUUUGUUAUAGAUUGCUGAGGUUGUAAGUAGCAUGAAAGAUCUAAUAGAUUUUUGUCGAGAACACAAGGUUGGGCCAAUUGAUGGCUUGAAAAACUAUCCUAGACAUGCCAGUGCAGCUAAGCUCCAAAUGCAAAAAAUGUAGGAAAUGGAGCAGUUAGCGAAUGCACAGGGUCUGCCAACUGACAAGAAUACCCUCAAUAAUCUAAUGGCACUUCGUCCUGGAAUAAACAACCCAAUGGGUACCACUCAGCAGAUGGAUGGUCGAGGAACUUUAAGCGGUUCAGCACAAGCUGCUUUGGCACUUUCUAACUACCAGAAUAUGCUCAGUAGGCGAAACUCGAUGAAUUCAAACCCUAACUCACUCAAUCAGGAAGCCUCUUCUUCCUUCAAUAAUUCUAACCAGAGUCCAUCUUCAAAUUUUCUAGGACCUGCUACGGUGUUAUCAGGAUCCAUGCAGAUCCUGCCUAUUAGUGGCUUAUCGAGUCCCCAUUUACCAACUCAACAGCAGCAACAGCUUACAGUAAGCGGUAAUAACUUAAUCCAAAAAAACCAUCCGCAGCCUUUUCAGGGUAACCAGGUUUUACAACAACAAAUGAUUUAACAGCUGUACCGUGAGAUGUCUAAUAACAAUACCGGAGUUCAACAACAACAACAGCAUUCCCUG
Messenger RNA from Hibiscus syriacus, 745 nucleotides. RefSeq names its product probable transcriptional regulator SLK2. The transcript is spliced from 2 exons. Bases 227 to 682 code for a protein of 151 amino acids. Lineage: Eukaryota; Viridiplantae; Streptophyta; Magnoliopsida; Malvales; Malvaceae. The record is from RefSeq and is a predicted model, not a curated record.